UAAAACUAAAUUAUAAGAGAGAGAGAGAGAGAGAGAGAAAUAAGAGAGAGAGAGAGAGAGAGACAGAGGUUGAAGGACAGAGAGAAAGCAAACGAAAGUUCGAAGCUCCGAAGAUUCGGACCGAGCCACUUAGCUUCAAUUUUCUCUUCAAUUUGUCAAGUUUGUCAAAGAUAGUGAAGAAACUCGGAGCCGAUCGGUCGAAACGGUACUUCUUUUACUUGAACAGGUUCCUGAGUCAAAAGCUGAGUAAGAAUGAGUUUGAUAAGUCAUGUUGUCGUGUACUUGGGAGGGAGAAUCUCUGGCUGCAUAAUCAAUUGAUACAGUCAAUUUUGAAGAAUGCUUGUCAAGCUAAGGCUGCACCACCAAUACCUGUAGCAGGCUAUCCGAAAACAUCUACGCAAUCUGCAAAAAUUUCCCCUCUCGUAGAAGAUGGGAAUGAAGAUGGUGGAGCUGUUUUUCCUACUUCCACGCAAAAUAUUCCCGGUUGGUCCAAUGGAGUUUCACCAAGAAAGUGCAGGUCUGGGAUACGCGACCGCAAACUCAAAGACAGGCCGAGUGUACUGGGGCCAAAUGGGAAGGUUGAAUGUAUCUCACAUCUAUCCGCAAACAUGGAUAAUGGUGAUGCAACACUAUGUGACUAUAAGAGACCAGUGCAGCAUCUGCAAGGAGUUGCUGAACUACCUGAAAACAAUAUUGAGGUUAGAGUUCCACAACCGUCAGGAAAGCAAGUCCUACAUAAUAAGAUCCAAGUUGAAGCAACCAAGGUUGAAGACAGAGAAGAAGCAGGACAGUCAAAUCACUCGAGUUUACUUCGGAGCCGAUUACUUGCACCUCUUGGGAUUCCUUUUUGCUCAGCUAGUACUGGCGGGCCCCACAAAACAAGGCCGGUGGAUUGUGGGGGUGAUUUUAGCUUUGGUGAUGUUGGUCAUUUGUUGGAUACUGAGUCGUUGAGACGACGCAUGGAACAAAUUGCUGCUGUACAGGGCCUAGGCAGUGUUUCUGCAGAUUGUGCUAAUAUUUUGAAUAAGGUGUUGGAUGUAUAUUUGAAGCAGUUAAUUAGGUCUUGUGUUGACUUGGUCGGAGCGUGGCCUGCAUAUGAGCCUGAGAAACCUCUUGCUCAUAAGCAGCAGAUUCAGGGGAAGGUUAUCAAUGGCAUGUUGCCAAAUAAUCAAUUACACGGACGACAUAGCAAUGGAAAUGAAGAAGUUGUGCAUGAGCACAGGUUACAGUGUUCAAUAUCGUUGCUCGACUUCAAGGUAGCAAUGGAGCUUAAUCCAACACAACUAGGGGAAGACUGGCCUUUGUUACUGGAGAAAAUUUGUAUGCGUGCCUUCGGGGAAUGAAACCACUCUGAUAUUUCUGUUUAUCCCAUUCCACAGUGUAGCUGACCACCUGUCACAGUUCAAAGGGGUUGAGAAUUGAUCUCAAAGACUUCUCAGCUCUGCUCAUUUGUGAGUAAACAAAGAUGGCCCUAAUCUUGAUAAAAGCCCUGGCUUGCAAGAAUACAAGCAGAUCAAACAUCAAUAUCGAUGUUCAUUCUUGGGAAUCAUUUAACUGUGACUAAGCUCGGGCACUGUCAGCCAGAAUGCCCAUCAGCGAUUGAUCUACGUUUCAUCUUUAGCCAUGAUUUAAGGGUCUCAAGCUUUUCGUGUAAAUUUAGAUCACUGAGGAAUUAUACAAAAUUUUGCAGAGAUACAGUUUGUAGCUUGGUGAGAGGUAACCACUGGUGCAAGAACUUAGUGUUGCUAUUUGUGUAUUUAAAUCUGAGAAUUGAUUUGAAUUUCAUAUGAAUAACUCAUCAACAGACCACAA
Molecule: messenger RNA, 1812 nt
Organism: Cucumis melo (muskmelon)
Lineage: Eukaryota; Viridiplantae; Streptophyta; Magnoliopsida; Cucurbitales; Cucurbitaceae
Exons: 2
Coding region: 609-1343 (244 amino acids)
Biological process (GO): regulation of transcription by RNA polymerase II
Cellular component (GO): SAGA complex
Molecular function (GO): transcription coactivator activity
Source: RefSeq, a predicted model, not a curated record